GCACCGCUCUGGGGGAUCCUGGGAAUUGCAUACGAAUGUACGUGACUGGGGGUGGUAGAGGGGACGCUGCUGCUGCCCUCUCGCUCGAAAGCAACCCCUUAGGUGGGGAAGUUUCCUGGGUGGUGGCGGGGAGGACUCCGAGGGCAGAUGCUUUAAAGCAACUCCCAAGGUGAGACAUAUCCAGCCUGAGUGAGACGCCCCUGCUUAUCGGGAGCCCUUCGAUCUAAACUCGGUAGGGAUUCAACUGAAAAGGUGGAGGGCCUGGGCUUGAGAGACGUUGCGGAGUCGGUGAGUGACUCCAAAAAUACCGAAACGAAACCGCCAGACGUAGCUUCCACGCUGACCGGCCUUCUUUCGGGACUUCCGACCCUUACGGGUCCCCAGCGUCUUGCCAUUUCUCUCAGGCAGAAGCUUAUUAAUAAUUCGGGUCUCCCCUGGCUCGGCCUGAUGCGCGUCGUCUCAAUUGCUGAUAAUCCACCACCGGCCGAGAUCGAAUCAACGAACAGGGAUAUUACAACAAGCCACAUGUCUGUACUGCACUUUGAAAUUCAACUAUUCUAUUGGCAACAAUAAUUUUGUAUUAAUUUAGUAUUCUAGGGCUUUAAAAAGAAAGCCAAGUUCACACAAAAUAAAUUUUAAAAUAAGGAAUGAUAAACGGACUACAAGGCGAUCAAGUUAACAAUCGAACAGGUUGAAAACAUUUUAAAAACUUUUUAUUGGUUUUAUUAGACUUUAAAAAAUCAUUAUCCGAUAAAAUUCGUUAAGAAGCUUAUUAGAAAUAUUUAGAAAUAUGGCUUCAUUCAAGGUUCCUAUACUGAAUUUAGAAGUCAGAGAGUUAAAAGAAAUAAUAUGGGAGAAAGUACAAGAACCCCAAGCCCAAAGAAAGCUUAUAUUGGUAAUUGUAUGCAUUGCUCUUCUGCUUGACAAUAUGCUGUACAUGGUAAUUGUACCAAUAAUUCCAGACUACCUCAAGUAUAUAGGGACAUUUGCCGAAGAUAAGCUUAUUAGUAAUGGAACAUCUCUGGCAAUUAGCAGUCAUCAUGGACAAGACUCUGCUACUGGAGUGUUAUUCGCUUCGAAAGCAAUCGUACAGUUGAUGGUCAAUCCAUUUUCUGGAGCUUUGAUCGAUAGAAUAGGCUAUGACCUGCCGAUGAUGAUAGGACUCUGCAUAAUGUUCCUAUCGACUGCUGUAUUCGCUUGCGGUCGUAGCUACGGUGUCCUUUUUUUUGCAAGAAGUUUGCAAGGUGUUGGAUCAGCUUUUGCAGAUACAUCUGGCCUCGCCAUGAUUGCUGAUCGUUUCACAGAGGAAACAGAACGCUCGAAAGCUUUAGGGAUCGCAUUGGCAUUUAUUAGCUUCGGCUGUCUUGUAGCUCCACCAUUUGGCGGAGCUCUGUACCAGUUUGCCGGCAAGGAGGUGCCUUUCCUCAUCCUGGCAUUUGUGAGCCUUGCUGAUGGCUUUAUGCUAUUGCUUGUUAUGAAGCCUAUCAAAGAACAAAUUAAGGAAAGCCGCAGGGAAAUGACUCCAACUACACCAAUUUGGCGACUCUUCAUCGAUCCCUAUAUUGCGGUUUGCGCUGGUGCACUAAUGAUGUCAAAUGUAGCACUCGCUUUCCUUGAGCCGACCAUCUCUCUAUGGAUGGAGGAUCAUAUUACACACGACAACUGGAAGAUGGGCAUGAUUUGGCUUCCUGCAUUCUUUCCUCACGUCUUUGGAGUAGCCAUCACUGUAAAGAUGGCUAAGCAGUAUCCGCAACACCAGUGGCUCAUGGCAGCAGGAGGUCUUGCCUUAGAGGGCUUAUGUUGUUUAAUUAUUCCUUUUUCGACCUCCUAUAAAUUUCUAAUGAUCCCAAUUUGCGGAAUUUGCUUUGGCAUUGCUCUUAUUGACACGGCAUUACUACCCACUCUUGGUUAUCUUGUAGAUGUACGUUAUAUUUCAGUCUACGGUAGUAUAUAUGCCAUUGCCGAUAUCAGUUAUAGUUUGGCUUAUGCCAUUGGACCUAUUAUUGCUGGAGGAGUAGUUGAAGCUAUCGGUUUUACGGCUCUUAACAUUGGCAUUGCUUUCAGUAACCUACUGUAUACACCAGUGCUUAUGUAUCUGCGACAUAUUUACGAUUUCAAGCUUUUUCAAGAUGAGGCUAAUAUACUUAUGCAAGAUCCUCCCAGCAAAGAGUAUCAAACUUACGUACUUCAAGAACAAAGACCUCUGACCGGCGAAGUGGGUAAUCACUUGACGUCUCAAGCGAAGAUCGAGACUAAUCUUGACCGGGAACCUAGCUAUCAAAGUUAUGAAGAUCAAAACACUUACCGACAAAAUUCAGCUCGAACUCCACAAAAUCAGAGCUACUCAUUUGAACAACAGCAUCCAUCUCAGCAAUAUCAGCAGAAUUAUGCAGGUUAUGAUCAUAGCUCACAAGCGAUGCAGCAAUCGGAUACAGUAUUUUAUCAGCAGAUACCAUAUCAUCACCAGCAACAUCAAAAUAUCAGGUCGGGAAAUCCCAAUCCGUUCAAAAGUGAAGACUUUGAUGAACGGCCUACUGGAGAUAGUAAUCCUUUCAGACAAGGCAUGUUUUAAAAUACACACACUUAUUCUUUCACUAAGUUACGUGUUGAAUAAUUAGAAUCCGUAAAUAGAUAGAUGCUAUGAUGCUAGUCAUUUAUUUUAGUUGAUGACUGUGAUUGAUUGAAGUUGUGGACUGUUGUCUUCGUGGUAGGCUUCCACUGAUGAAGAAUGCAAAUAAUAAUUUAAUAAUUGUUAAGAAAUGUCGAAUAAUCUAAUUAAAUUAUAACAGUUUGUCAUUAGUAAAAGUUUAACUAAUCAUAAGGAAUACUUAUAUUGCAAUAUAAUACGGAAUGUACAAUAACUCAACUAAUGUAUGACAACAUUAGAAACAAAUCGAUAUUAAAUAUUACUAACUAGCUAUUGUUUUGCUUCCAAAAAUGUCUAUUUUAAUGACUAUAACAAUGCGCUUUCUGUUUCAUAAUGUGCUUCAAACAAUACUUUUGUGCAUUAAGUUUAUAUUUUGGAUGUGGUCAAUACCAAGUUGGUUUUAAUUACUAAUUUUUAAAUCAUUAGAAGUUAAUUAAUAAUAAUAUUAUUUUUAAUAAAUAUAUGGAAAUAGGAUAAUUUUUCGCAAAAAAGUGCAAAUAUGUACAUAUUCUGCUUAUUUUCAUAGUUGUCCUCCUUAUACAAUUCUUUGGUUAGAAAACUACUUAUUAAUUUGAUUUGAAGUUCAAUUUUGCACCAUUUCUGUAACUAUCAAAUUAAUGAAGCAUAUGUAGUAAGAAUUUCGAGCUAUUUUCAAGACAAUUUAUAAAUAUCUAUUAUGAUUAAGGAGUACAAUAUGUUAAGGCAACUAAGCAGUUUAUUAAUAAAUAUUAAUGGUAUACUAGUAUAUUACCCUUACCAGAAAUUAAACAUAGUUUUUAUUGAAAGACAGUAGCAUGUUAAGUAUUUGGUCUAUAGGUUCCGAUCAGCAAAGAACUAUAGAAAUUACUCAAAGUGUUUGUAUUAUUUUAUUUUAUUUCCAAAUUGAUCGAAUUUAUUUAAUAUUACUGAUUGCUGAACCAAGAUAACAUAUCACGAAUUCUGUUUCUUACGGAGUUCAGAAAGAUAGUUCUAAGAAUUGUACUCUAGAGAAAAAUGAUAGAAUAUGUAAUUUCGUAUGUAUAGUGGAUUAAUCAACAUCGUUAGAUUAGUAGUUUCAUAGUUACUAUAACAUAUUACAUAUAACAUUUUACUACACGAGAGAUUUUUUUUCAAAUUUACAAUAGCUUACUACUUAUUAUUGAAACAUGUUCGUUAUACGUUCUUUAUUUUAUAUUCAAAUAUCUCAAUCUCACUGAUAAUUAAAGGCAACAUAUAUUUGUGUGUAUCGUAUGAUAUUUAUAGAAAAUAAAAAAAAUUUUUAUGUAAGUUCAUCAAUGAUUUCAUAUACAGUAUGUACGGCAAUUAUUGAAAAAUCUUUUAAUAAAUAAUUUAAUUACGCUAAAGCGUUUCCUCUAAAAUUAUGACUUUAUUCAAGAAGUGAACGUGAUUUGAAAUUUAUAAUUUAUUGAAAGUGAAAAAUUUAAUAUUUUUAAUUAUAAGGAACCCACGUUACCUGUGAAGACCAAUUUUGAUGUGAUUACAGUUUUGAAAGAUGUUCCUUAUAAAAACUAAAAUAUAUAUUUAGUUUGAUUUUAUAGGCCUUUUUCGGACUUAUAAAGCCUCAUAUCGAACAUAUAGAAAAUCAAGUCUCUCUUUAACCUGAUAUAACACUUAAAGAAAUAAGUCUACCACAAUUUACAAAUCAUCAAUCGAUACCAAGACUUAAAUGCUUAAGUUUAAAAAAGAACUUUAUUGAAUAGGAUUCAAUCAUUCGUGUAAUGUCAUUUUAAAAUGUAUAAAUUAAAUCCCUAGUAAAUUUGUCCCAAAUUAAACAAUUUUAAAAUUUAUUAAAACGAAAUGAAAUAAAUUAUUUCAAUGUAACUUGUAAAUGGCUCAAUUUCUUUGAAUAUACUUGUUUUUCUGCAAAUAAAAUUAUUUUAUUUCAGAUUUCCAUUGCUGACUUGUAAAUUAUGGUUGAUUCAUUUCUUGAAUUGUUAUUUAAAGUUAAAAUACGGAGAUUUCAUUUUUCAAUACAUUGGAUAUAGAACCGCGUAAAAGCUCCUAAAAUAUGACUAUGAAAUGAAACUAAUUGAUACAUGAUGUCUAACUUUCUAUGAGGAAUAUUUUUACAAUAUUUUAUCAAAAUUGAUCUUUCACAGCUUUGCGAUCUUCUUCUUGUUAAAGCGUGAUUUCCCGGUUAAAAAGAGGACGUUAAUUCGAAUUGAAAGAUAUCUCCAAUCCAUUUUAAGUUUAUUUGUGAUAACCACAAAUGUUUUGGAAAUUUAUUCAAAAUUAGAUCGGGAAAUAGUGUUUUUGCAAUCGAUUGAAAUUGAUAGAAUUAAAAACCAUUAAUGCAUUGGAUUACAAAUAGCAAAGUUAGUAAAUAAAUAGCAAAAUUCAUGUAAAUCAUUUGUAAAAGCAAAAAUAAUAUUCAUUCAACUGUAAUAAAAUGAGAAAAAUAAAAUAAACAUGUUUUUACAGCUUUUCUUUUGAUUGCAACCUUUGAUGCAAGAUUGGAAUUUUCGACCUUUUGUUCAUGAAACUAACACUUAUACGAGUGAUUCAUCGUUAACUAGCAAAAUCCUUGUUUGAUUAGAAAUUACAUAUUGUGAAGAAACUAUGAGGAAAAUUCAUUCUAUUAUCAAAUAAUGCUAAAAUUCAAACUUUUAAUCUAUGCAUAUU
This is a messenger RNA of Phymastichus coffea, 5269 nucleotides long. RefSeq names its product vesicular acetylcholine transporter (gene VAChT). Bases 791 to 2572 code for a protein of 593 amino acids. Gene Ontology annotation, molecular function: acetylcholine transmembrane transporter activity; xenobiotic transmembrane transporter activity; choline O-acetyltransferase activity. NCBI's taxonomy places the organism in Eukaryota, Metazoa, Arthropoda, Insecta, Hymenoptera, Eulophidae. The record is from RefSeq and is a predicted model, not a curated record. The transcript has 3 exons. Gene Ontology annotation, cellular component: membrane; terminal bouton; cytoplasm. Gene Ontology annotation, biological process: neuromuscular synaptic transmission; transmembrane transport; xenobiotic transport.